UCGCUGGUGUUUCUGAGGUGUUGUGCUCCUUGAGGUGGCUGUUUGAUUUUGCCGCCGCUCCUUGUUACCUUCACUGCAGCCAUCGCUAAUGCUGCCGCCACCGCCGAUGUUACUGUUGCCGUCACUGGUAUGCGAAGUGGUCUCCUCUUCAUUGUCGUUUCUUUUUCUUUUCCUUGAUUCCUAAGGUGUUUUUUUGUCUCCUUUUUAUUUAUUUUUUUCUUCAUUUGUUGUUCUUUGCGUUUCCUCGUCUCUUGUUCCUUCUCUUGCACUUCCACUUCGUCCUCUUUUUCUCUUAUUUCUUUUCUUUUUUGUCUUUCUUCUUAUUCAGCUUUUUUUUUUGUUCUUGUUCUCGUUCUUCCUUUUAUUCUUCCUUUCCUUCUUCUCUUCCUUCUUCUUCAUCCUUUCGUUGCUCCUUCCCUUUUCCCUCUUUCUCCCCCCUCUCCUCUUCCUCCUCCCAGAGUUAUUCUCGACGUCACUGUGGCAAUGUUCCCUGUCUUCUUCUAUUUUGUUGAUACUUAACUUAUUUGCUUUUGUUGUUUUCUUACAAGGUUGCUAGAUUAUUCAUAAGAAAAAUAAAGCACCGUGUUUACUGGAAUAUUAAGCGUCUUGGCUGUGCGAUUCUUUCAAGACAGAAAACGUAAUGUGCAACAUAAUUUGUUUGUUUUGGUCAGUGUACAUGCGUGAUCAGGUUGCUGAGACACACAUCACCAUUUAUCAGCAGCAGCAACAAACAGUACCCACAGAGGGAGGACGCGAGGGGGCUGCCGAGAGGGCGCCAGCCAGGUGUCAGCUCGGCAGUGUUGGUGGAGCCGGGCACGGGAGGGCUGGCCGAGUGAGUUGGGGCGGGGCACCACCGCCGCCAUAUCGGGCACGCCAGCUUUCACUUACUCAUCUUCUUCUUGUGUACAUACUGUCUACUUCUUCAUGUGGGCUCCCACGCCCCGCUGGUGCGUGUUCUGUCAGGAAAACUUACUCGGGAUGCUUUACGGCAGCAGCAGGAGCAGCACCCAUGCAGGGUACCACGCGGCCAAAUUCCUCCGGCGUGAGAAGAAAGUACCACUACUGUUCUACCGCAUCUCUGCAACCACGGGGCUCUGAGUGUCCCGCAUGGUGUGACCAGCAAGGAUCUGCUGGAUCGGUAGAGGAGCUCCUUGUUACAUUGCCCUUGUGAUAAAGUGUUUGGGCAAGUUCGCUGGAAAUAUCUACUAAAAAAAAUAAGUGGUCUGCAUGCUGUUUAGCCCUAGAGCACAGUGUCUGCAAGAAAGUGAAUGUCGGUGGCUGGGCACGAGUGCAGCAGUGGAUGGGGAGUAGCUAUUGAAGUGUAUCUGGAGUCCUCCCUUGGUCGUGUGGUGUGGUGGGCCGCUGGCGGCACCGGUGUAGUGUUAGUGGUCAGUGAGAGGCGUCUCUCGGGAUUACAUCAAGCGCCUCUCCGUCCCUUCCUGGACUCCCUGGAUUACUCGACGCACCAGCAGGACGAUCGUGAGUGGGCUGGCGGCCUCAGGCUUGGCAGUGGAUGUAUAUUGUGCCGAGGACGAAGGGUGGCCCCUUCUGUCCUUAAGUCGUCCCGAUGGCUUUCGUCAAUGUUCAAACCAACGUCAGAGUUAACAGAGCCACCAGCACCACCGAGACUUCGGGGUAAGUAAGAGAACUCAUCCUCCAGGCCACGCUGGAUUCCGAACGACAGGUGAGGUGGAGCAGGCGGCCUCCUCCCUGCACGAUGGAGGGCUGUCACUCACUGCCAGAUGUGUCGUCAGUAUUGACGUCUUUCUCGUGACAUCCCGCCCGUGAGGCAUUGAACAGAGGGCGUUAGCAGAACUUUCUUUAUACUAUCUAGGGAUUGUGAGUCAUGAGUCUUCCGCUUCGUGCUGAAAUAAGGUGUUAUUGAUCCCGACCGUAAUAAAAUCUACGGUCUUAUAAGGAGACAUUUUGCUAACGUUCGAUACAUGUGUUGAAUCCAUGAACACUCAUAGAAUUACUCCAUUUGUCAUCUUAUUUACUUGAAUGGAAGAAAGCGUCAGUUAAUAUCAAUGAAAACCAGUACAAUUCUGCAGACUAAUAACGCUACGUGUUCAUAUUUCCACAUUUGUUUCCGUUAGUUAAUAUGUUUAUUAUGGUAGUGUCAACGUCUUCUUGAUCAAUGCUGAUGAUGUUUAAAUAUAACUUUUCUUUUGGUAUUACCAGUAUACAUAUCACCAACCCCACCAUCGCUGCUAUGCAUUCCCUUAACCACUAUCACCAACACCACUGCAACUCCACUAAAACAACAUUGCUUCUCCCCCAACACCACAACCACCAUCGAUCACCAUGCAUUUACCACGUCACCACCCAUGAACACUACCACUACUCGCUUGUUGAACUUUCAGCACUCUCUCUUUCAUAACCAAUCUUAUCCACAGCAUUCACUGAAUGAGACACAAGAAUAUCACAUCUUAUCGAAACCAGUGAGAGCAAAAACUGUACAACUUAUACUUCAGCUUGUUAGCACCAGGCAAGGGAUGCAGAGUUUGUUGUACUUUUCUCUUGUCCCCAUGAAUAACUUCCUUAGGCCUUUGUAACAUUGAACUUUAUCCUUGACGCCUGCCGUCGCACACAUACAUAAAUGCAACGCUUUCCACGCAGCCAGAGGUACGAAGUGGGCAGCAUGUACCACGUCCAGCCGCGUAAACUCCAUCGGGAGAGUAGAGUGUUUGCAUCGACAUUGUGCUGGCCAGUAGUUGAGGCUCGACCUGUUCGUGUACACGGCUGCAGGACCUGAAGCUGGCGAGAAAACAUUACAGGUCCAUCUUGGUUACUGGGCAAAAUUGUUCGAUGGAAAAUUAUUUUAUUUAGUGAAUGUGAUGUGGUGAAAGUUGAUUAUUCCCAUGAGUUUCAAGAAUAACGUUGGAAUAGAAAAAAAAAAAAGACUGUAAAAAGCAAAGUUUCCAGUGACCUUUAUCUCCACUCGGCUCCCGCUCCCGAGGCAAGUUUUUUUUUUUUUUGCUCAUAGCAACUACAUGAAAUUAUUCCAUUCUUUGGUAUAAUAUUUUUUUCUUGAAAGUAAGCAGCAAAGUUUUUGUUGAAAAGUUCAACGGCGGAAAAAUUGAAUAAUGAUUUUCGAUGACGGCAAAAAUUAAACUAUGAGAAAGAGCUCUAGGCUCCACUGUUUGGCAUCUUUAUGUAACGAGAGAUGAGAGACGAAUGGAGACGUGAAACUAAAGCUUACGCCAAAAAAUAGAUACAUGAAUAAAGAAAAAAAAAUAAAUAAAUAAAAAGCUGAAAAGAAUCCAUACCAUUAAUUUUUCAUUGAAGUUUGGACAUUUUCACUGGAAAUGUUUCCCAAUGUUUCCCAAAUCUAUCCCAGUGUUUAUGAUCCAUUUAGAUGUCGACAUUUUUCAUUUUGAUCUACCUUCUCGUACAUCAAAGUGGCGUUAAUGUAAAGUUUCUAGGCGCGUAAACCCAAAACUCUCGCCGUUACCGUAGAAUCUCCAUUCUUAGCUGCAGCUUUCAUCCCACUGCCUGUCAAGCUUCCUCUUUGUAAGUCAUUGUUCCCGCUGCUUUCAUUCUCUUUGUUCUCAUUCCUGUCUUUCACACCUUCACUGUUUUUACUCACAUUUUGUAUAAUUCCUGUUUAUGCUUCUCGUAUGUUUUAUUUUCUUUGUUUCCUGUGCAUCCCUUUGUGUGCGUAUUACUCCUUUAUCUUUAUUGCAUAUUUGUACAUACUCUUCUUCUCUUUUGAUGUAAUGCUGCAGUGGAAUUCCGUGAAUAGUUCGACAGUACAUAUAUGUCUUUAUGAUGAAAAUACGCGCGUCAGAGAGAGAGAGAGAGAGAGAGAGAGAGAGAGAGAGAGAGAGAGAGAGAGAGAGAGAGAG
Scylla paramamosain (green mud crab) is the source of this 3848-nucleotide messenger RNA. RefSeq lists its product as uncharacterized. Bases 1269 to 1643 code for a protein of 124 amino acids. The record is from RefSeq and is a predicted model, not a curated record. The transcript has 3 exons. Lineage: Eukaryota; Metazoa; Arthropoda; Malacostraca; Decapoda; Portunidae.